Messenger RNA from Ectocarpus siliculosus, 2469 nucleotides. Lineage: Eukaryota; Phaeophyceae; Ectocarpales; Ectocarpaceae. The record is from the annotation of a GenBank genome assembly.
AUGUCAUCGCGUAAAGCCGCCAAAUAUAAUAACCAAGGGCAACGAUGCUGUCUGGAAGAUGGCUGUACCACGUGGCCAUCGUUCGGCAAAUAUGGCAGCAAGAGGGCAGAGUUCUGUUCCCAGCACGCGAAGCCAGGAAUGACUAACGUGAAACACAAGAGGUGCGGUCAUCCAGGGUGCACCAAACAUCCGUCAUACGGCAAAGCAGGCAGCAAGACGGCUGAGUUUUGUGCCCAGCGCGCCAAGUCAGGGAUGACAAACGUGAAAGACAAGAGGUGCGGUCAUCCAGACUGCACGAAGCAUCCGUCGUAUGGAAAAGCCGGCAGCAAGAAGCCGGAGUUCUGUGCCCAGCACGCAAAGCCAGGGAUGAUCCAUGUGUUGAGUAAGAAAUGCGGCCAUGCCGGGUGCACCAAACAGCCGUCAUACGGCAACACCGGCAGCAAGACGGCUGAGUUUUGUGCCCAGCACGCCAAGUCAGGGAUGACAAACGUGAAAGACAAGAGGUGCGGUCAUCCAGGUUGCAUGAAGCAUCCGUCGUAUGGAAAAGACGGUAGCAACAAGGCGGAGUUCUGUGCCCAGCACGGGCAACAGGGCAUGGUUGAUGUCAUGAAGCGGAGGUGCGGUCACGCAAGUUGCUCGAAGCAGCCGUCGUACGGUAACGACCGCAGCAAGAAGGCGGAGUACUGCUCUCAACACGCGCAGCCGGGCAUGGUCGAUGUCGUCAACAAGCGGUGCGGUUAUCCAGGUUGCGCGAAAGGGCCGUCGUUUGGAAAAGAAGGCAGCAAGAAGGCUGACUUCUGUGCCCAGCACGCGCAACAAGGCAUGACCAAUGUCGUCCGGAACAAGUGCGGUCAUCCAGGUUGCACGAAGACGCGGCACUAUGGAAAAAACGGCAGCAAGAAGGCAGAGUACUGUUCCCAGCACGCGCCGCAGGGCAUGGUCGAUGUCGUCAGCAACAGGUGCGGUCAUCCAGGUUGCACGAAGAGGUCGUCCUUCGGCCACGACCUCAGCAAGAAGCCGAAGUUCUGUGCCCAACAUGCUCAACAGGGCAUGGUCAAUGUUGUCGGCAAGAGGUGUGGCCAUGCAGGGUGCCCGAAGCGGCCGUCAUACGGCAAAGAUGGCAGCAAGAAGGCUGAGUUCUGUUCCCAGCACGCCAAGCCAGGUAUGACCAACGUGAAGGACAGGAGGUGCUGCCAUCCAGGUUGCACGAAGCACCCGUCGUAUGGCAAAGACGGCAGCAACAAGGCGGAGUUCUGUUCUCAACACAUGCAGCAGGGCAUGGUCGAUGUUACGAGCAGGAGGUGCCGUCAUCCAGGGUGCACAGCGAGGUCGUUCUAUGGCAAAGACGGCAGCAAAAAGGCGGAGUUCUGCUCUCAGCACAUGCAGCAGGACAUGGUUGAUGUCGUGAGCAAGAGGUGCUGCCAUCCAGGUUGCACGAAGCACCCGUCGUAUGGAAACGACCGCGGCAAGAAGGCCGAGUUCUGUUCCCAGCACGCCAAGCCAGGGAUGACCAACGUGAAGGACAGGAAGUGCUGCCAUCCAGGUUGCACGAAGCACCCGUCGUAUGGAAAAGACGGCAGCAAGAAGGCGGAGUUCUGUGCCCAGCACGCGCAGCAGGGCAUGGUCGAUGUUCGCAGUAGGAUGUGUGGUGACCCAGGUUGCAGGAAGUUGCCGUCGUUUGGAAUCGACGGGAGCAAGAAGGCGGAGUUCUGUGCCAAGCACGCCAAGCCAGGGAUGACCAACGUGAGGGACAGGAGAUGCUGCCAUGCAGGGUGCACCAAGCGUCCGUCGUUUGGAAAAGACGGCAGCAAGAAGGCUGAGUUCUGUGCCCAACACGCGCAGCAGGGCAUGGUCAAUGUCGUCCACAAGAGGUGCGGUCAUCCAGGGUGCACGAAGCAGCCGUCACACGGUAGAACCGGCAACGUGAAGGCGGAGUUCUGUUCUCAGCACAGCGAGCGAGGAAUGGUUAAUGUGCGACAUGGGUAACGCCAGGAGUAGCACUAAGACCUAUUGCCGCAUGUGUAGUCUCGUACCGUUCUGAAACGUCGUGGUUAGGUCCAUUGUGAUUGACCCCGCCAAGUAUGCGCUAGGAACAUGGCUCGCUUGACAAAGAGAUUAUUCGCGAAUGUUCCCAUCGUAAGAACAUCCGGUCAGUCUUGACCAACGUUUUCCUUCACGCGCCUAGCGUUGAAGUGCAUGUAUCGUCACUACGUAUUUCGCCUUUGGUUUCGUCGGCUUGAACCGCUAUGUGCAUCGAAGCAGAUAUCAUGCAAGGUCGUGUACUUGGGAUUGUUGUUAAAAGUGAAAGUCAAGGGAACAACAUCAGGUCGAGGUCAUGUACCGGAGGGGCAACGAAGCGGGAGCGCGCCCACUAUUGUCGUGCUUGCAGUAAAUUAUGGAUUGCCAAAUGCACAGCGAGCUGAAAGGACAUUUGCUGUUGUGGCGGUGACACCCAAUACAAUCUUGUUU